GGGAGGAAUUUGCACGGUCGGGCAGGACAGGAGGAAGCGCGGGACAUCAGCAAACCAGCCGGGUCAAGAAGAAUCUGCAGGGAUGGAGAUCCGACCAGACAGGUUUAAGGCGGCCGCGGGAAAAACUCUGGGGAGAAUUAACAGGCUAAUUGAGAAGCGACAACAAAAUGGAGAAACCAUUGAACUAUCAGCCGAGGGCCGUCCCGAGCUGGUGGAGGAGAAGGAGCUUCCAGUGGUGGACUGCACCUGCUUUGGCCUGCCGAGGCGCUACAUCAUCGCAAUCCUGUCCGGCCUGGGAUUUUGCAUCUCUUUUGGCAUUCGGUGCAACCUGGGUGUGGCCAUUGUCAGCAUGGUGAAUGACCAAACGGUCUACAAAGGCAACAAGGAAGUCCUCGUGGCUGCACAGUUCACCUGGGACCCCGAGACAGUGGGAAUGAUCCACGGCUCCUUUUUCUGGGGCUACAUCGUCACACAGAUCCCGGGUGGCUUUAUAUGUCAAAAAUUUGCCGCCAACAGAGUGUUUGGCUUUGCCAUAGUGGCCACAUCCACCCUCAACAUGCUGAUUCCAUCUGCUGCUCGCUGCCAUUACAGCUGCGUCAUACUGGUUCGGAUAUGCCAGGGCCUUGUUGAGGGUGUAUCAUACCCAGCCUGCCACGGGAUCUGGGCCAAGUGGGCUCCUCCGCUCGAGAGAAGUCGAUUAGCCACAACGGCCUUUUGUGGAUCCUAUGCAGGGGCGGUGGUGGCCAUGCCUUUGGCUGGGAUACUGGUGCAAUACACUGGGUGGCCUUCAGUAUUCUACGUCUACGGCGUUUUUGGGAUAUUCUGGUAUAUGUUCUGGAUUCUGGUGUCGUAUGAGAGUCCCGCCGCUCAUCCCACCAUCACACCGGAGGAGAGGAAGUACAUUGAAGAUGCAAUCGGAGAGUCUGCUUCGUUUCUUAAUCCUCUGCACAAAUUUAAAACCCCAUGGAAACACUUCUUCACCUCCAUGCCAGUCUACGCCAUCAUUGUGGCCAACUUCUGCAGGAGCUGGACCUUCUACCUGCUGCUCAUCAGCCAGCCGGCCUACUUUGAAGAAGUCUUUGGCUUUGAGAUCAGCAAGGUGGGAAUGGUGUCAGCUCUCCCCCAUCUGGUGAUGACAAUCAUCGUGCCGAUUGGAGGCCAGUUGGCCGACUACCUGAGAACCCACAACCUGAUGUCCACCACCAACGUCAGGAAGCUCAUGAACUGUGGAGGCUUUGGGAUGGAGGCCACCUUCCUGCUGGUGGUGGGAUUCUCUCACUCAAAAGGCGUUGCCAUCUCCUUUUUGGUCCUCGCUGUGGGCUUCAGUGGAUUUGCUAUCUCAGGGUUUAACGUCAACCACUUGGAUAUCGCCCCUCGGUACGCCAGCAUACUGAUGGGCAUCUCAAACGGGGUGGGAACGUUGUCUGGAAUGGUGUGUCCUCUCAUCGUGGGAGCCAUGACCAAACACAAGACGCGUGACGAGUGGAAGUACGUCUUCCUCAUAGCGUCUCUCGUACAUUAUGGAGGAGUGAUUUUCUAUGGAAUCUUUGCGUCAGGGGAGAAGCAGCCAUGGGCGGACAUAGAAGACACCAGUGAGGAGAAGUGCGGUAUCAUUGAUGAAGAUGAACUGGCAAAUGAAACAGAGGAAAUGUAUCGCGGAGGCGGGCAGUACGGCGCCAUGAGCAAACCGGUCGUUGGUUCCAACGGAGGAGGGACCGGAGGAGGAGGCGGAGGAGGCGGAGGCGGGCCGGGAUGGGUGUCGGACUGGGAUAAGUCAGAGGAGUAUGUGCAGCCACCUGGAUACAACUCUUACAUGUACGGAGGAGAAGAGGAGAGGGAGCUGACAUAGAAGUUUGACGUGAAACAAGAUAAAAGAAAAAAAGCAAGAUGGAGAAAAAGAGGAAGAUUGUUUGGAAGAGAGGCGCUGCAAUUCUGAAUGGACCUGCGGUGUGCUUUUGUACAAUAUUUACAAUUGCACAUAUCAUAAGUAAAGUCUACAUCUGAUUCAUUCUUAUGUUUGUGUGUACGUGUGUGUGUCUGUGUGUGUGUGUAGGCACGUGCAUGCAGGGGUUAAAGUGGUUAACGUGCACAAACAUAUACAGUAUUAAUUAACAAAAAAGAGAACUCAAAGGUCCCAGAUGAUCCUUCCUGCUACUGAACUCGUUUUCUGAUUGUUCAGAAGUUUCCACAACAUUACAGAGGAGAUUCAAUGUGUGUGUGUGUGUGUGUGUGUGUGUGUGUGUGUGCCUGUGUGGUUGGUUGGAUGCGGCCUGUUCAACAACUGUCUCAAGCCGCUGGCAUUGUGUUAUAUUUACAGUUGUAUGUGUAACUCACACAUUUUCUUUUUUUGCUGGGAAAGCACCUUGGGCCUCAGUUUAGUUAAAUACAAAAUGUGAUUCCACUUAUUACACUUUUUGGUUUAUAUUACUCUCGAGGCUCUCAGCUUUACGAUAAAUCACAUUAAGUGUGUACUAAAAAACUAAAAUCAACACACAUCUACGAAAGGUUAAUGUGAACAAUGUUGUCCGGAUGCUGGAGAUGCAUAUAGUGAAUUCCCUUUGCCUCAGCAACACUACGUUUCCAAAGCAAUGCACAAUUCAAGUAUGCAUUCAUGUGGCAACUACUUUAACUACUUUAAAACUUUUAUCAAAGACGAAAAUGGUGCUUAGGUGUUGUAUGAUCCCGUGUUUGUAUUGGUGGAGUUGUAAAACCUUGUUCCAACAGUAUGUGCAUUUGAACAUACAGAGGUGUGUGUGUGUGUGUGUGUGUGUGUGUGUGUGUGUGUGUGUGUGUGUGUGUGUGUGUGUGUGUGUGUGUGUGUUUGAGCUUGCAUGUGGUGUCUUGCUGAAUCUCACCUGGGUCUGACCGAACUAGGUCACUUGAAGCCAGGCUUAAGGGUCCCGUGAGUAAUCAUCGGAUAUAUUGGUGACUUUCCAUUUGGUGAGUACGCUCCCAUUAAGAGACGUGGCCCGGAUUGACAAGUUGAGUGUGAUGGUUACUGAACCAGCGAGGAACAACAGUUAAAACUUUCCCCGGCAUCUCGGCCCGAGUUCUAUCUUUUUCUGCGUCGUCCUUGGCUGCCUCUCCCUCCAUCUUCCUCCUCCUAUUCAACGGGACGCUUCCUGUCUUCUCCUCUUUGUCGGUGCUCCUUCCAUGUCUUUAGUACCUACAUUUCAGUCAUGUUUGAGUAGGACAGCGCUUUUCUGUUGGUCUGUGUGUGUGUAUGUGUGUGUGUGUGUGUGUGUGUGUGCGCGACGGUGAGAGUGUGUUGUUGCGUUGGGUGCAGGUGCUGAAACAUUGUGCGGCGAGCGUGUUUUAAUGAGCACAGCAGUGCAGUAGCUGCCCUGCCAUCCCUCCCCUCCUUUCACACAAAAGCACACACUCAGUAAACCAACGACGUGCAUUUCAUGCAGUCAAGUGCACCGUGCUCGGUGUGCACGAGAGUGGUGGAACACUAUUUGGUAUUUACACAGCUGUGAAGCACCCACGGAAACCGAGUAAGAUUAGAAAGUGUUAUCACUCAUUAACAAUGUGUGUGUUUAAGUUGGGUACCAAUCAUGGCAAGUCAAAUACGCUCCUCUCGUGCCCUUUGAAAGCAGCACCCUCUCCAUCUUUACGCACUGACAGCCGGGUAAUGUAGUGGACGGUCCAGAGGGGAUUCUCCUGAGAGGACACUAACAUGCUCAUAGAAAAAAAAGGAACAGUCUUGUUGUACAAACAAGCUGCACAGUACAACUCUUUGCAUCCGCACAUAGAGGCAGCAUACAAGAAACUACAUGUGCAUGCACAUACCUAUACGCACAAACACAACCUCUGCCCCAUGCGUGUACUCAGGUCAUGCAAACAUACAACUCUCUUUUCAGAUCGAGGAUCUAAUUCCAUUCAACUUAUAUAGAGGUGGUGAUAUGGGCUCACUUGUGAUAAACUGGAAUGUUGGAAUGUUAAAGUAAUAUUUGAUAUCAAUUUGAAUCAAGAUUUAAAUAAUUUAAAAAAGGGAUUAAAGCUAAUUUUGUUUUGAGGGAAAUAUCUAAAAUUCAUAAAUGAUUAUUCCUUUGAACAAUUUAAUUUUUAAGUGUUGUAUCUGUGUAUUUUUAAUCACGUUUCUCUUAGUCUACGUUCAUGGCUGUUCCAAUUUUGUCCUUCUUUGAUGAAAUGUGUGGUGAAUAUGCUGUAAAAAUAACAAAGGACAAAAUCAUAUUUAAACAUACAAAAAUUGGGAAAGAAUUCUAUGUAUAAAAGAUGUAUAUGUGAGAUAUCCUUGUGUAUAAUAAAAUGUAAGCAAUUUGAGAGGA
Molecule: messenger RNA, 4292 nt
Organism: Gasterosteus aculeatus aculeatus (three-spined stickleback)
Lineage: Eukaryota; Metazoa; Chordata; Actinopteri; Perciformes; Gasterosteidae
Gene: slc17a7a
Product: solute carrier family 17 member 7a
Biological process (GO): neurotransmitter loading into synaptic vesicle; transmembrane transport; synaptic transmission, glutamatergic
Cellular component (GO): excitatory synapse; synaptic vesicle membrane
Molecular function (GO): L-glutamate transmembrane transporter activity; neurotransmitter transmembrane transporter activity
Source: RefSeq, a predicted model, not a curated record